UCGGAGCGCGCCGGGCGGAUACGCGUCGCGGCGGCUCUUUGGCCCCCGAGGCCGGGGAUAAAUGGCCGAGGAAGCGGCGAUACGGGAUGCUUCGUUCUCCCGCGGGCUUGGACCGCGCGGGGCCGCCCCGCAAAUCCCAUUUUCCCCGGCCUUUUGGUCUUGUUCCUCGUGGGUGACCGCUGGAAGGGACAUCCAGCCUUCCGUGUCCGCCGCCUCCCGCUCGCCUCCGCAGCCACCCGGGCGCCCGACGGUAGCCAGGUGAUCUAUCUGCUAUCUGUGUUUUGGACACUUCCUCAUAAUGGAGUUCCCUGAUUUGGGGAAGCAUUGUUCAGAAAAAACUUGCAAACAGCUAGAUUUUCUUCCUUUAAAAUGUGAUGCAUGUAAACAAGAUUUCUGUAAAGACCAUUUUACUUGUGCUGCACAUAGAUGUCCCUUUGCAUUCAAGAAGGAUGUUCAGGUCCCAGUGUGCCCACUUUGUAACAACCCUGUCCCAGUAAAAAAGGGAGAGAUACCAGAUGUGGUGGUUGGUGAGCACAUUGAUCGAGACUGUAACUACCAUCCUUGGAAGAAAGAGAAGAUUUUUAUGUACCGGUGCUCAAAAGAGGGCUGCAAGAAGAAAGAGAUGCUGCAGGUGGCUUGUGACCAGUGCCGUGGCAGUUUCUGCAUUCAGCAUAGACACCCUCUGGAUCACAGCUGCAAGCACGGGGGCCGCCCCGUCGGCACAGCCAGGUGUGCAGCUGCCAGAGCCUCUGAACACAAGCUGUCGGGAGCCUUAAACACACUGUCCGCCAGUUGGCUGGCUCAGCGACUCAGGGGGAAAGUAAGGAGAUGAUGUGGCUGUAUCCGCCCGCACUGGCACACAUUAGCUUGUUUUGUGAUUCAUUUUAGCUUGGUAGGCAGCACUUGUGCUCUGUUGCCUUUGUACUUCUCAUGGCAAACAGUCUGAGAUGCCAAUAAGACUUUUCCAGCAAAAUGUACAAAUUUUGGCAAAAUAAACAGAGGGCUAUCGUAUUCUAAGUUAGGCUAAGCUACUCCAUCAACCUCUGCUUCCUCCCUCCUGCCCCCCACAUAAAGUGACGUGAAGAUUGAUGUGGCACACUCAGAUCCUUCAGAGGGCAGCUGUGCCCUGGCCUGAGUCCAUCAAGAACCUAGGGUUCUGGAAGCCUCGGUCACUUGCACAAGCACACAGCUGAUUGCACUCGGUCUUCAUCUUGUGGCUUCUGACAGGCACCUGAGCCCAGGAAAGGGGGGAGGCUGUGGGCCUACCUUGCUAAGGGCCCUUGUUCCGAGGUGGCCCCUGCACACACACAGUCCCUGUUCUACUGAGAGAACAGCCCCGUGGCCACACAGAUUCAAGUGCUGGGCUUACCCUGACGGCCUCGGUCUGAGAGCGCCCCAUGUCCUGUGACCCUGGGCAUUGGGAAACAUGAAGCAAAGUGUCAUUUGAGUUGGGUCCUGAUCUUAACCCACUGGUCAUCCACCUAUACAUUCAGACCUCUCCUUGCUCCUGGAUUAAUAAAGUCCAGGCGAUUAUUCCUGGUGUCAGAGCCUCAAAACAAUGCGGGGAGGGGCUUCUAUUCAGUUUCCAUUCCACAAAUAGGUGAUCAAAACUAUUUCUGUGGGCUGUCUUAAUUGGUGGUGUUUGUUUUCUGGACCAGUGGUUCUCACACUUCCCAGUGCUCAUAAUUGUGUGGAGGGCUCCGCUGAAGGGCGCUGGGCCCCCCCUCCCAGAGUUUUCUGGUUCUGUGGGUCUGGGUGGGCCUUGAGAAUUUGCACUUCUAGCAAGUUCCCAGCAGAUGCUGAUGCUGCGGGUCUGGGGACCCCACUUGGACAAAUCACUUAUCUGCCCCCCUGCUGUCCAGUAUGUAGUCACUAGCCACAGUUUAUGGAACACGGGAAAUGCAGUCGGCCCAACUGGGGUUGAAUUUUUAGUUGUAUUUAACUUAAAGGCAAUUAACUUGAUGCACUUUUUAGAAAACUCUUCAGUAUGGUAUGUGAGUCUUGUUCCAACUGUAAAUUUUAAAUAAAGGUCAACCCUUUCUCAUGGAAAUUUAAUACUCAAAUUGAGAAUCAAAAACACUGAGCUUUGAAGACAAUACCAAUAAAGUAUGUCAUUGUUAAAGUUAUUUAUUUACAUGUUGAAAUGCUAAUAUUUUGGAAAUGAUGGCUUAAAUAAAGCAAUAAAGUUAAUUUUACCUG
This is a messenger RNA of Zalophus californianus (California sea lion), 2199 nucleotides long. RefSeq names its product zinc finger AN1-type containing 2A (gene ZFAND2A). Lineage: Eukaryota; Metazoa; Chordata; Mammalia; Carnivora; Otariidae. Gene Ontology annotation, biological process: protein targeting to ER; proteasome-mediated ubiquitin-dependent protein catabolic process. The transcript has 7 exons. Bases 299 to 832 code for a protein of 177 amino acids. Gene Ontology annotation, molecular function: zinc ion binding. Gene Ontology annotation, cellular component: cytoplasm; endoplasmic reticulum. The record is from RefSeq and is a predicted model, not a curated record.